This is a messenger RNA of Syngnathoides biaculeatus (alligator pipefish), 8825 nucleotides long. RefSeq names its product zinc finger protein 638 (gene znf638). Gene Ontology annotation, molecular function: RNA binding; zinc ion binding. The record is from RefSeq and is a predicted model, not a curated record. Gene Ontology annotation, cellular component: nucleus. Bases 360 to 8636 code for a protein of 2758 amino acids. NCBI's taxonomy places the organism in Eukaryota, Metazoa, Chordata, Actinopteri, Syngnathiformes, Syngnathidae. The transcript is spliced from 32 exons.
GUGACAGUCAACUUCCGCUACAUGUGACGCACGAAGCUAACUCCUUGAUAGCGGCUUGGCGACGAUGGACGAUGGCUUUUGCAUUGCAACGCUUAAGCAAAGGAAGUGACCACGAUCACGUGAUUCUGAAAGGAAAAGCCAAGUGGAUGAGCCGAGAGAAGAUAUUUCCACUGAGGAAGUGUUCCAGACCAGUGUUCCAGUUUGCUGCAAUAACCCUCCCUUUUUUUUUUCUUUUUUUUUUUAUGUAUUUAUUUUUUCCAGCUUUGCGUUGACGACAUAGCAUUGUAUCCGUCCUCCGAAACGGCCUCCUAUUCGCUGGACUCGCCGGGAAGUCGUUCCUGAUCGGCCCUCGGGCAGCCAUGUCCCGUCCCCAAUACAACCCUUACGCGCCUGAACCAAGGGAUGCCGAGAGAGACACCCGUACGACGUCUACUCUCGUAGGACUGGGACCCGGCCUCGGCACUACUGCCGGUGGCUCGCGGGGUUCCGGCAGCAUGGCGAUCCCCUCGUUGGUGCCUAAUUAUCGGCCCAAGCAAAGGGCCAAGACCAAUGACGACAUCCAGACUUUGGCUCAAGUCGGUCCCGGGCGAGAGUUGCUCUCCCCAGGUGCGGCGGCGAACUCUUACCAAAACAGCAGCAGACGCUCGGACGGUGGCGGUAGCUCCUUCAAUUGCUUGUCUAGCUACGACCAAGCCACCGCUGACGACACUUCUGCUUUUUAUCAUCCCUUGACAUUGCCGGGGCGUUCGUCGUUUAGUGCCUCCGGUGAGGAAGAUCGCGACCUCCGCUCAAUUUCAGGUCAUCAUUACGACAAACGCAACGUGGCGCAAUCUUCUGAGCCCGCUCAACCCAAAUUUACCUCUGAGACGGCAGCGAACAUCCUGGGGCACUUUGGACUUGAAAAGGAUGACUUGGAACAUCUUAUCUCCUAUCCUGAAGACCAGAUCACCCCUGCUAACUUGCCUUUUAUCUUGCGCCAAAUCCGGAUUCAAAAGUCCAAGAAAGGUCAGUCCAAACCCAUCCCUGAGCCUGCUCCCGCCCGCGGGGACAAUUGGGGAAGUCCUGGACUGGGAGGGAUUAAGCGAGAGGACAAGCCGUCUACUCUCCUCCAGUCGAGUACAAUCAUCGACUACGGGCAUACGAGCAAAUACGCUGGCAGGGUGGAGGUUAAUUUUGAGAGCAGAGCUGAAAGAGCCGAGGGUGACAAUCAGAUGACUGUGGACAGUUUGGGCAGAAGAAGCGGCGGUCAAGAACUCGUGCAGCAGGCGGGAAGAAGCCCCAGCCUGGUGCCUUCUUCCCUGGAUCAGCAGGCAAGUUCCAGCUCUUUCUUCACCUCCAAUCUGACAUCUGCCACUCCCAAAAUUCCCACCAAACAAGCGCCAAGUAGUGCUCAGUCAAUGUUCCCCUCUUUCCCUCUGCUGGCGAAAGACAUAGAUGGCAAAGACGUCAAAUCUCAAGCCCCAAACCCCCCGUAUACCUUUGACCGAGUGCAGGCUGCGCCUAAGCCCACCGUGAAACAACAUCGUGGCGUCCAUUGCAGCAGACCUGGCCUCGUGGUCCUCGGAUCGUAUGACUACACCGGCGGCACUGAUGACCAAUUUAACAGUCAAUCGUCUGCUAUGACAGAGAUGUCCCUAAAACAGCGUAAGCCAACUCAGCAGCAGAAUAUCAAGACAGGGCAGCAGCAAAAGCAGGAGUCCACGCGGAAGCCACCGCAAGUAAAGAAGCAGCAGCAGCAGCAGCAGCAGGCACCGAAGACCCCACUGAAGCCGCAGCCGGCCAACCCGACGCCGCGGCCGGCCGUGACCGAGGCCUUGCUGCCGACGCCCCCCCAGCUCACACAGAUGACGUGGCAGCAAGGUUUCACCGCGGCGCAGGAUUUUCACCCCAUCCCGCCCACUUUUCCCAGCUUCUCGAGCAGGCCUGCACUUCCGUCGUUCGCCUCGCAUCUGCGUACCGGCGCCCCGUGUCUCCCGCAACCCCAGGCGCAGAUGUCCGCGUCCACGGAUUUGCAGACGACAGCCAUGAUGCUGGACUAUGUGGCGGCCACGCCCAGAGUCUUUCCACACACGUGUUCUCUGUGUAAAAAACGGUGUGCCCUGAUGAAGGACUGGCUUGAUCACCAGAACUCCACCCUUCACCUUGAGAGCUGCAAAGUCUUUUCCAAGAAAUAUCCACAAUGGGAUGCAGAGGGGUCGAAUUUCCUCAAGGAUAAAGAAGAAAGGAAGUCUGCGCUCACCCCACAAUCUCCGAGUCAGAAGCCCCUACGAAGCGAUUGUUCAUCUUCCCGCCGCCGACGCAGCAGCAGCUCAGACCCUGUAAGAGAGAAAAGGAGGAGGACUCGAUCCCGCUCGCCGCACAGUUCCAGAUACAGACGCAGGUCUCGUUCCCACUCCUCAAGCUCGUCUGACUACGGUCGCUCACACCCGAGAAGUUACGAGAGGCGCCCCGUGCGCCGAAGCCAGGAUGACCAGCAGCAGUCGUCGUCGUCGGGGAGGAGCCGCGAAAGGACCUCGUCGCGCCGGCGGUCCUCGUCGAGAGGCCACGAUAAGGGCCCGUCACCGAAGAGAACCCGUGAGAGGCGGUUGCCUUCCAAGAGGAGCCGUGAAGGGAGCAGAGAUCCGCCGAAUACCCAGCAGACUUCGACCAGGGCAGAGAGCCUUGCAAAGAAACUUCUGGAAUCAUCAGCUGUCCAGUCUCUGUCAGAAGAGUCUGACAUGGAGGCUAUGGUUAAAACUCUGGCCCCCGCCUUGUUGGCGGAACUGGCCAAAUUGAAGACCGCUCGUUCGAGCUCUUCCAAGGGAACCGCCGCGUCGGCAUCCACUGCCGCCUCUGCAGCCAACAAAAAGCCGGUGGGAGCCAAAAGCACCGGCGGCCGACAGAAAACGUCCUCCGAGAAGACCGAGGCGGCCAAAGCUUCCGUCCCGACCAUUGUCACACUCGGAGGAGUUCCCAGUUCUCUCUCCUACGGCGACAUUGUAGCUGUGGCUGAGCAGUAUGGAAAAACCAAAUCGGUUGUCCUAUUUCGCGCCAGACGCGAGGCGAUUGUGUGUUAUGAGACCCAGAAGGAUGCAGAGAAACUGAGGAAGACCACCAACCUCACGGUGCAAGGUUGGCCAAUCUCCAUUGUGGAAGAUAAGGAGAGUCUCCCCGGGGUGCAGAAGACCCAUCCUCAGAAAAAUUGCCCGGCUGCGUCCAAAGCCUCCAAGACCCAAUUGUCGAAAAGUACCUCUGCCGUGCCUGGCGCUAAAGGCAAAGCCAAGAGUGUCCUGAGCAAACAGACCACCGAGACGGUGAAAAAAGCCGAAACGAGCAAAGUGAAACUACGAGCUGGCGCUGUCAGAAAGAAGGUCAACGCCGCAGUCGAGCAGCACAAUGCGGUAGCCGAGACGACAGAACCGGAAUUAGCGGAGAUGGUGGAAGCUCCGCAGCAAGGUGGGGCUGAAAGCGAGCUGCUGACGGAAGACGUGAGCCGCACGGAAGCGGGCCCUUGUUCAGCAGCUGAGGAGCGGAACCAGCAGGGUACAGCGCCCCAAGUGGAACCUACAGAAGUACCAGUGCCUCUCCAAGGAGACGCGCGCGACGCAGAAGGGACAGCGGAGCAGCAACAAGCCGAGACGCUAACAGAUGCGGCUUUUGCGGAGGAGGCAGUGACCCCGUGCGGCUCUGACGCGGCAGUGAAGGACGACGCGGCGGCUCCUCGCCCCCCCAACGCAAUUGUGAAGGAGGACGUUAUGGCCCCUCACGGCCACGACGCUGCAGUGAAGGAGGACGCGGGGGCCCCUCGCGACUCCGAUGCAGCAGUGGAGGAGAACACGGCGGCCCCUAGCGGCCCCGAUGCCACGGUGGUGGAGGACGCGGUGGCCCCUAGUGGUUCAGAGGACGCGGUGGCCCCUAGCGGCCCCGACGCCGCAGUGGUGGAGGACGCGGUGGCCCCUAGCGGCCCCGACGCCGCAGUGGUGGAGGACGCGGUGGCCACUAGCGGCCCCGACGCCGCAGUGGUGGAGGACGGGGUGGCCCCCAGCGGCCCCGACGCCGCGGUGGAGGAGGACGGGGUGGCCCCCAGCGGCCCCGACGCCGCGGUGGAGGAGGACGCGGUGGCCCCCAGCGGCCCCGACGCCGCGGUGGCCCCAUGCAGUUCUUAUGCAGCUGAAACUCUCACCGUUGGAGAGAGGAUGAAAGAACAUCUGCUUCAGGAGAGAAUCCCUUGCAUAAAAUACAAAAACUACUACAAAGGAAAAAACCAUUUGUUGAUCACCAACCUGCCCGAGGAUGUACACAGCUACACCGAGCAGGACGUCGUCGACUUGAUCAAGCCGUUUGGAAUGGCGUCCUUUGAUGAGAACAUCUACAUUAUUCCUCAAACCAAAAUGGCGUUUGUCCGGAUGACAGAUGCAUUUAAUGCGCGCGACACCAAGAAAGCCAGCAAAGGCAAAAGAUUAACUCUCGGAGCCUCUCGGCUGAAGUUGCACGUUGACAUCCUGCGCAUAGACCUCCCGAUGCUGCCGGCGGGCUUCUAUCAGACUGUGAUGAAGAUGAUGUGUUGUCCGGUGACGCAAUUCGCCUCCAGAACCGUAUUCAUCAAAAGCAUUUCGCUGGGUGACGCCGCCAGCCUCCGGGAAGCUUUGAGGAAGAUCAACGGUGUCCAAAACUUCAUGCCGCUCCUCAACAAGGUCUUUGUAGAAUUUGAGUCUGAUUGUGAUGCCGAUCGCUUGGGAGUUUGGUACUUCCUCCAGGACCGGUGUCCUGCCUAUCAACUGCACAGGCUGGGCACGCCUCGAUCAGUAACUGCACCGCCGCCAAGACAUCCUGAGAAAGCCAUGCCGGACGGCAGCGCGGCAGCCGUUCUGACCUUUCAGUUUGGCAUUCCACAAGGCACCACAUCCCCAUUUUAUCUCCCCAUGAGGUCAAAACCUUAUCUGUUUGUAACCCAUUCCCCGUGGUUUGUCAUCCCAGAGUUCCUGACGAUCAGAGAAGCCGCCGACAUUGACGAGUCCGCGCGUCACCAUUCGGGGGCAAGGCCGACGAUCAUGUUGACGGGUUUGCCCGAACAAAGUUAUAAACACGAGGACGUGGCCCGGCACGUGCGGCCACAUAUGGACCAGAAGGACCUUCGGGGGCUGAACUCCAACGUGAGCGUGCUGCCGCUCCAGAGGAGGGCUUUUGUGCAUUUUAGUGAAUGGGACGCUUGUUGCCAGUUCCUUCGCAGUCACUUAAAGAAGGCGGUGGCAGUGCACCACCAGGAGCUCUCGGCGCACUUUGUCCUGCAGCCCAUGCGUCCGGAACACAGCGAGGAGGGCAGAUACGCGUCGCUGAUGCGGCUGAGUUACUCGCACGUCGGAGAGGCGGAGUCGCUGGCCGAACGCCUGCUUUGCGUGGAGAUCUCCGAGACCCAAAAAAUCACCAUUCAGUUUGUUCUAUAUUUGGUCUCGCGUCACGCCACUUUUGUCAACUUCCUCCCUUUGGCCAACCGGAUAUUUAUCGAGAUGGCCGACUCCGCAGGAGUCACGCGUGUGUUGGAAAAAUCGAAAGAUUUUUCUCCACUUUCUCCGAAAGACCACGAUGCUUGGCGUCCAGUUCAACGCUUUGAGAGCGUGAAGUGCUUGAAUCUGCGCCUUCGGGACGAGAAUGUGACUCUGUCGAAUCUCGGGACGGACGGCCAGACCGAGGCCGCGCGUCCGCCGUCGGCGGGCUCGGCGUCUCCCGCCGUUCAGUCAGCUGACGCAGAAACCCCCCCGAAGGGAUUCACGUCAGCACCGCCGGAGAAAGAAAGGCCAGCUCAAAAUGACGGUCAGGAAGUGGAAUCUUUGAUCGCUGUCCACGAUGACAUUUCGGUAAUGGCGGAAGAUGGGCCAGCGUGCGCGUCAUCCCGUGGUGACGGCGAGACCCGACUGCCUCCCGUUUGCGGUAACAUUGCCGCAGCCCUACGUGAGCCCGACGAGGCUCGUCCCGUGAAAGAGGAAACCGUGCUGGAGCAAGAAGAUCUCUCAGCCGUUUCUUCCAGUGCAUUUCUUUUUGACGGGGAGCCCUUCAACAUGGACGACUUUGUCACAGUCGAUGAAGUGUGCGACUUUGAUGACAGCGUGGCCCCCGCCGAGGCCCCCUCCUUAUGCGAGCCGGCUUCUCUCCCAGCUGAACCGUGCUCAGCUUCCAAAAGGGCCAAAGCGAGCACCUCCCCCAAAGAGUCUAAGAGCUGCACGGUGUCCUCGCCAUCCUCCACCAGGGCGACCAGAAGCUCAUCAAGAAGGAACCUCUCUUCUGGGUCUCUGUCCGAGUCCCCUCAAAAGUCCACCAGAGCCCAAAGCAAAGCCAAAAAAUCAAAUAAUUCAUGUGUAACGGUGCCAUUUUCCACUGCUUUGGAAGAAGAGAAUUUUGCGACUGUACCAAGUGAGGAAUGUUUUCAGGUCUUGGAUAGCGUCGGCGAAGACCAGAAAGCUUUCUCGGAUGUUGCCGACAGCGCUUGGCUAGAUGUCACGGGAGGCGGUGCUCCGGAGCGGGACGACGGCAGUCCGCUUGGCAGUUUUGACAAAGAGCGGACACGUUCCAUGCCAAAAGGUGAAGAGCAGGAUGACAGAGGAGGAGAAAAAAAAGAGAUGGAUGACGCGGACGGAGAGCAGCUGGCAGAAUCCUGCCAAACAGUCGAGGGUCCACCCUCAGUUGAGCUUGACAAAGACGUUGUAGAGACUUCCAGUUGCUCGCUAGGCAAAGAAGACGCCAAGGCCGCAGGGCGAGAUGCUGAAGAAGAAGAAGAAGAAGGAGAAGAAGAAGGAGGCGCCGCAGCAUAUCAGGUGAUUGAUUCUGUGGAAGAGCAGCCGGCUUCCAUUGAGGAGGAGCACAAUGUCCCGGAAGCGUCCAAGAGUCGGGUCGCAUCCACGAGUAGAGCCCGGACGCCCGCAAAGAAGCAAGCGCUCGCCGCCGCCGCCGCCGCACACCCUGAGCCCGAGGAGUACCUCGUGGUCGAUGCUUUACAAGUCGACCGUUCCUCCGGCGCGCCCGCCGCAAGUCGGAGGCGCAGCACCAGAGGAAAGACUCAAGAGAAAAGGACCCAAACGCUCGUGAAGGACGAGGACGUCACUUUCCACGUUAUAGACUCCGUGGAAGAGGAACCCAAGGUCACCACCAGAGGAAAAAGAGGAAGGCCACCGAAGACUGACACGCCGAGCGAGGACAGAGUUCCGCUCGCCAAGAGGACAAGUCCUGCUGGAAGUUCACAUCAAACCGCCAAGGAGGAACCACCAAUGAAGACUAAGGCCGUCGUCGAACAGGAGCCCACGUGUCAGGUCCAGAAUCAGGAGAAGGUUCCUGCGGCCCCAAAAGGAAAGGGAAGAAAGGGAAGAACUAGGAAAGAGGUGAAAAGGAGAAAAAUGGAAGAAACUGACAAAGGUGGCGAUGAAGAAGACGUCACCAUGUUCAAGAUCCUGGACUCAGUGGAGGACGAGACGGGCCAGGAUCUACCGUCUGCUGAGCACACGCAGAACGGUUCAGAAAAGAAAGACCUGACCGACGACGUAAGUCUUGAGGAUGAGGACGAAGUGACGUAUCAAGUGGUUGAUUCUUUGGAAGAAGAGGCCGGCGUCACAGAAGUUUCUGGUCCGGUGAAGCCGGAAGAAGGACAAACUCGGUUUGCAGCGAGAUCAGACCACAAACUGGAGAGUGGCAUGAAAGAGCCGGAGGAGACGGAGACGGAGACGGAGACGCCGCAACGCCCGCCUCUAACCCCAACGCGGGCCCGCAAAGACCAAACUUUGCCUCUCGCGACCGGCACGCUCACGCUGGAUCAAGUCAGCGACGAAGAGGAGGGCUUCUUUGACGACGUGGCCGUGAAGGAGCAGGAGCAGGAGCGGGAGGAUGACGGAGAGCUCGUCGGCGUGAUCCGCUUGCUGACGGAGGAGACGGGCGAGGAACGAGCCGAGGGGGAGCUCGCUUUGGUCACUCUGGAUGAGAUUGCGCUGGAGCACGAGGAGGCGAGCGGGCAGCGACAAACGGAGGAUCGUCUCAACCCCGAGACGCUGCUGACUUUAGAUGAAACUGGGGAUGACGACGAGGAGGAGGAGGCGGCAAAGAAAGGGAAAGCUGCGCAGACGUCCCACGCUGCGGAAUGCAAACGGAGCGAUGACGCAGCGGACAACGCGACCAUGGUGACGCUGGACCACGUAGGACACGUCGAAGAGGACAUCUUCAGAUGCGCCGUCGAGAAGCGGCACAACUUGACUUCUGAGAGAAUCUCGACCGGAACGAACCAGGACGGGACUGAGGCGGCGGCGUCACCCGGCGUCCAAUCGCAGGAGGAAAAGAAGGAAGCGACGGCCGUCCGAGGUUCGCAGCAAAAACUGGGGAAAGGCAAACGAAUAGCGGAGCUCACUUUGACAGCGGCGAAGCGAUCGCGUUCCGAGUCCCCGUGUGGUACUCCGGCUUUCGGAUUGCCAGCCUUCAAACCCAACAACCCUCUCGGGACAGAGUUCAUCGUGCCAAAAUCCGGCUACUUCUGUGACCUCUGCUCGGUUUUUUACCUGAAAGAGAGCACGGCCAAAGAAGUGCACUGCAGCAGCAAGCGGCACUACGACAACUUGAAGAAGUACUACCACGAAUGUGAAGAGGAUUCAAGAGCAUCCACUCAAGGCUUCGUCUCUGAUUGAACUCCUUUUCCCGGCGACUUUUCACCUUUUCAAUUAAUAGUUUUCCGUAGUUCAGUUGGAUUUACGAGCUCCGGCAUGUUUUUGUAGGUAGUGCAAAGGGGGACACAAAAGUUUUUUUGUUUUUUUUUUUUCUUUCUGUGUAUUCAGAUUGACGACAUGUACGCUGUUUAUUAAAGGCUGACAGUUGAA